AGAGAAGGAGAAUGAGGGAGGCAUAACUCUCUUGGUAUUUCUUGAUAUGUCCUUAGAUUGUAAGGGCACUUCCAAGACUGUGGCCAGCCUGCAAGCAGCUGUUUCUUAUUAUCAGCACGUCUGGAAUCUGUCAUCCCAUAGAAAUGACAGCGUCCCUACUCAGGCACCAAAAACGACAAGGAGCCUUCUAAGAAAGAAUUGAAUUGAUUUGUUUACUUUUAACUCUAGUAUCAGAAAGUGUCAUUCUUGUGUGGCAACCACAGUGGUGACAAUCUACAAAGACCUUCUGAGAGGCUACCUUUCUUGAACAGUAUGACACCAACUACAUCGAGUCAUCCAUCCUCAAGUUCAUGACAGAGACGGUUUCUCUUUUUCAAUCAGAGUAAUGAGUCUGUUGUAACCAUCAGUCAAGAGACUCCCCUUCACUGACAAGUUGAGAACAAGCGGCAAUCUGUCUGCAAAUAGCCUUGCAUCCACAACUCUACCGUCAAGAAGAUACGUCUAGAAGAAUAUAGUUUCAUCACCUUGAUCCUGCUGAGGUGUCAACAUACCUGCGUCAACUCUUGAAACAUCCCUACCACUGAGGAGGCACCAAACAGGCUGGCUGUACACUAGAUCGUUUAAUAAGGAUCUUUAGUUCACAGCCCUGCUUUGAGAGACACUCAACCCUUAGGCAGUAAUCACAGAUAACAUACGAAUAGAACGAACAGUGAUAUCAAACUGAGAGGAUUCUGAGGUACUGUGGCUGUUAGCCUGGCAAAUAUUUCUGGCAAGUAAUCCUAUAUUUUUACAAGCAGAAGAGACAAGGAGGGUUCUCAGCUCAUGUAAAAGUGUAGAGCAUCAAUACCCAGUCUUAGAAGAUUCUGUCAAGCAUCGUCCCUAAACAGGCAGUUCUUUACCCGUCAGUCUGCAGAGAGACAAACAAACACCUGUCGGAUCUUUAAGAGACUUCUGUUAAAGGAUUCUUCACUAAACCUCCUGACUUGUUAUGGCUGACUGGAGCUUGCUGGGGAACUUCCUAGAAGAAGUCCAGGAACAUUCCACCUCAGUGGGAAAAGUGUGGCUCACCAUCCUCUUCAUCUUCCGGAUCCUGGUCCUGGGCACGGCCGCCGAGUCCUCCUGGGGUGACGAACAGGAGGACUUCACCUGUGACACAGAGCAACCUGGUUGUGAAAACGUUUGUUAUGACCAAGCCUUUCCGAUAGCACACAUACGAUACUGGGUGCUUCAGAUAGUGUUCGUGUCCACACCUUCUCUUAUUUACAUGGGGCACGCCAUGCAUAGCGUCCGCAGGGAGGAGAAAAAAAGGAAAAAACUGGAAGAUGAGGGAGCUCAGAUAGAUGGAGAGAAGUACCCUGAAAAAGAGAAGGAUUGUGGGAAGGAGGAUGAGGGCGGAUGGGGGAAAGUUCGACUCAAGGGUGCCCUGUUACAAACGUAUGUACUUAGCAUCCUCAUUCGCAGUGUGAUGGAGGUGAUCUUUAUCGUAGUCCAGUACUUAAUCUAUGGAGUCUUCCUUAACACACUCUUCGUGUGUAGGGCAUCUCCGUGUCCACAUCCGGUGAACUGCUAUAUCUCACGACCUACAGAGAAGAAUGUAUUUAUUGUGUUUAUGUUAGUGGUUGCAGCUGUAUCGUUGUUGCUCAGUGUCGUAGAACUAUAUAAUUUGGCAUGGAAGCAGUGUAAAAAGAGUUUGCAAGGGUACAAGGCUUCCAAACAACAUCCAAAUACCCCUUCCACCGUGGCUGCAGUUUCACCAAAUCCAUCUACGCCAAACCGGGCGUGCACUCCACCACCUGACUUCAACCAGUGCCUGGUGACAUCACCGCCAUCUUCCCCUUCUAUACAUACACAUGCACACCCUCUCACACACCCAAGUUUCCCGCCUUUUCACGACCGUCUGGCGCACCAGCAAAAUUCGUUGAACAUGGUCACUGAACGUCACCAUGGUCAGGACUUCCUGGGAGUGGAUUUCUUCAAGCUAAGCUUCUCACAAAGGUCAACAGAGAUGCUCAACUUUUUUGCCUCUCCGUCAUUGCUAAGCAGUGAAUUUGUUGAGGACAAGCGAAGGUUUACCAAGAGCAGUGGGAACAGUAGUCGUAUGAGACCAGAUGACCUUGCAGUAUAACAUUGACCAAUCACAUUUGGACAAGGGAUGUGUAGUGUGACUAGGCAUAAGCCUGAUACAAAUAAUGUUGCUCUUGAUCUAAUAGAUCAAUGUUUGUAUCGCUGUUUCAUAGGCUUAUCUAGAACAUUUGUUCACACAUUUGCACAAUGGAUCAUGUGAGAAGUGCUGUUCACAAAAUGUUGUUCACCAUGAAAUCAAAAUUGAAUCUAUUAACUUUCUUAAUUUACGUUGAUGGACUUAUUGUCAUUUUUUCAGUGCACUUUAAUUCACAUGGAAUUAAAAUGGUUUGCAAACAGAAUUUCAUGUUGAAUUUUAUUUCACUUUGUCAACAAAUGUCAAAACAUAAUGCACUGAUGAAAUGCUUACAACCAAUGAUACAAAUAUAUAUAUAUAUAUAUAUAUAUAAAAAUCAGCAAAAAAAGAUACAUCCUCAUUUCUGGGGGGAAUGACCCUAGCACUCAACCUUCGAUCCUACAGGUCCCAGACUUGAAUUGAGAUCCAGGCUCUUUGCUGGCCAUGGUAGAACGUUGACAUUCCUGUCUUGCAGGAAAUCAUGCUCAGAACAAGCAUUAUAGCUGGUGGCAUUGUCAUGCUGGAGGGUCAUGUCAGGAUGUAGGAAGGGUACCACAUGAGGGAGGAGGAUGUCUUCUCUGUAACGCACAGCAUUGAGAUGGCCUGCAAUGACAACAAGCUCAGUCCGAUGAUGCUGUGACACACCUGCCUUAAAACAGGCCCUCAUUCCAGCUUCUCUCAGCCUAUUGCGGACAGUCUGAGCACUGAUGGAGGAAUUGUGCAUUUCUGGUUUAACUCGGGCAGUUGUUGUUGCCAUCCUGUACCUGUCCCGCAGGUGCCGAUCCUGUGCAGGUGUUGUUACACGUGCUCUGCCACUGCGAGGAUGAUCAGCUGUCCUUCCUGUCUCCCUAUAGCGCUAUCUUAGGCGUCUCAUAGUACUGACAUUGCAAUGUAUUGCCCUGGCCACAUCUGCAGUCCUCAUGCCUCCAUGCAGCAUGCCUAAGGCAUGUUCACGCAGAUGAACAGGGACCCUGGGCAUCUUUCUUUUGGUGUUUUUCAGAGUCUGUAGAAAGGUCUCUUUAGUGUCCUAAGUUUUUUUAACUGUGACCUUAAUUGCCUACUGUCUGUAAGCUGUUAGUGUCUUAACAACCAUUCCACAGGUGCAUGUUCAUUAAUUGUUUAUGGUUUAUGGCAAGCAUGAAAAACAUUGUUUAAACUUUUUUACAAUAAAGAUCU
This is a messenger RNA of Xyrauchen texanus (razorback sucker), 3373 nucleotides long. Its product is annotated as gap junction alpha-5 protein-like. The record is from RefSeq and is a predicted model, not a curated record. Gene Ontology annotation, biological process: cell communication. NCBI's taxonomy places the organism in Eukaryota, Metazoa, Chordata, Actinopteri, Cypriniformes, Catostomidae. Gene Ontology annotation, cellular component: connexin complex. The coding region runs from base 989 to 2125 and encodes 378 amino acids. The transcript is spliced from 2 exons.